Molecule: messenger RNA, 1338 nt
Organism: Plasmodium adleri (nom. inval.)
Lineage: Eukaryota; Apicomplexa; Aconoidasida; Haemosporida; Plasmodiidae
Product: conserved Plasmodium protein, unknown function
Exons: 11
Coding region: 1-1338 (445 amino acids)
Biological process (GO): cell motility
Cellular component (GO): microtubule; Golgi apparatus; motile cilium
Molecular function (GO): microtubule binding; small GTPase binding
Source: RefSeq, a predicted model, not a curated record
AUGAAGAAUCCUAAGAAAAAGGGAACUUCCAAAAAGAGAGAAGAAAAACUUAUAUUAAUAAAAGAGCUUAACAAAAUAAAUGAUGAAAUAAAUGUAGAGCAAAAUAAUGUUGAGGAUUUAAGUGUGAAAAUAAAAAAUAUAGAUGGUCAAAUAUUUUUGGGAUAUCAUGACAUUAAGAUAUUAAAUGUGGAAUUAAAAAAUAAAGAAAUAGAAGUUGAAGAAAAAAGGUCUCAUAAAUUACUAUCAGAAAGGAAUAUAGAAAAUAUGAUAAAUAAAUAUGUAUUAAAAUGUUAUGAAAAUUUCUUAAAUAAUUUAACAAAGAAUGAAAUUGAGAUUGAUACGUUAUCCAAAAGAAUGGAAGAUGAUAAGAAAGAACAGAAAUCCAAUAAAGACUUUGAAAAGCUGACCACAGUAACAAGCAUCAAGCAUUUAAACAAAUUAAAUUCCAUCAUAUUAUCACAAAAUAAAAUUAUUGAUAAUAUAAAUAGAAAAUUUACAAUAUGUCUCAAAAAAAUGAAAGAUAACUAUUCGAGAAAAAUUAAUAUGCAAAGAGAUAAAAUGGAUAAGGAAAGACAAAAAAUUAUUUUUAAUUUACAAAAGGAAAAAAAUGACCGAAUAAAAAAUAUCUUAAAGACUUAUAAUGAAAAAAUUUUUAAUAUACAAAAUUAUUUCAAAUUAAUUCUGGAUGAUCAAUUGGAUCUAAUACAGAAAUUAGAGGAAGAAAAACUUAAUAAGAAAAAAAAUUAUUUUUCAAAAAGAAAGUCUUUAGAACAACUAAAAAAAAACAUAUCCAUUCAAAGAAAGAUUUUAGAAGGUGUGGAAAGAGACGCUUAUGAAUUAGAGAAGAAUAUUGUUGACUAUGAAAACUUAAGAAAUGAUUUGAAAAAAAUUAAAGAAAAAAGAAAAAAACAACAAAAGAUUCUACAUGAAUUAAAACUAGAAACAGAUGUAAAGAAAAUGUUACUCACAAAAAUAACAAAUGAAUAUAAAACUAUAUAUGAUCAAAAUAAAAUGAAGUUAUAUGAUUAUCUUCAAAAGUUGUUAUUAGAGAAUUAUUUCUUAGAGACCAAAAUGAAGUUAAAAAAUGAAUCCUUAGAAGUAAACACUAUAGAAUUAAACAAGUGGAAGGAGUCCAAUAAUCCAGAAAAUAAUGAAAUAUUAAAUAACACAUUAAAUGAAAAGUUUCAAGAUUUUAAUAUAUUAAAAAACGAGAUUGAAGAAUUAAUAGAUGUGAAUGAAAAAAAUCAGGAGAACUAUAAAGCGAUUAUGCAUCUAAAUUAUUUUAACAAUGAAGAUCUAGAUAUUUUAAAAAGAGAAGAACAAAUAAAUAUGUCAUAA